This is a messenger RNA of Penicillium alfredii, 312 nucleotides long. RefSeq lists its product as uncharacterized. The transcript is spliced from 2 exons. The coding region runs from base 1 to 312 and encodes 103 amino acids. The record is from RefSeq and is a predicted model, not a curated record. Lineage: Eukaryota; Fungi; Ascomycota; Eurotiomycetes; Eurotiales; Aspergillaceae.
AUGGCCGACCGAGACAGCCCACUCAAUGCUGAGCAAAAAACAGAACUGCAAGAAAUAGCAGCCAGCUGCCAAAAUGUUCUCGCUGGAAUCGAAAAAGUCAUUGAGCGAUACUCCCUAAUCAACGCCCCUCAUAGUUUCCAAAGAGUCUGGAAACGUCUUGGGUGGGAACAUGAAGAUGUUCGGGAACUUCGGAAUCGUAUUCGCAGUAAUAUCGGCCUUCUCAAUGCCAUCAACGGGCGAAUCACCCGCAACAGUGUCCUGGAAUUACUGGAUCACAAGAGCAAUGAGCAAGACCAAAAGUGUGUAGAGUGA